UUUCCAACAUGACUCAAAAUGGCUGUGCUCUUCUCCACUGGACGGCAACUCCGGAACUGAAAGAAAAAGCAACCUAAUCACACCAACAAUUUGUUCGACAUCUGUUAAGGUAUCAGCCAUUUUGGACCAUAGAGGAUAAUUCCACUAUGACAAGCUUCCAGCCUUGGUUGUAAUUGUGGCACACAUCUCACACACCUGCAUGGGGAGGAUGGAGAGCGAUUGCAGAAUCCCCAUGUUGUGCUUGAGGCCCAGAGUCCUGGCUUUGCAUGCACUCUUCUGGGGUUUGGUGUCUCUCAGAGUGUUUGGUGCAGCUCUGCUGAGUGAGGAGAAGACCACCGUGGCCAGGCCGGUAACCACCCCCUGUUGGCAGAUGGAGGAGUUUGUGGUUGCGGUGGAAUGCUCCCAGUGCACCGCUUUCCAGUUGAAGUCAUGGGCAGCAUGUACUCAGACGGGAUACAUGGAGAUGAUCAACUGCACCAAGUCAAAUAAAGACGAGUACAAGAGCUGCCGCUCUACCCUGAUGGAGGAACACCUUUUCUGGAAGUUUGAGGGAGCCAUGUUGGGCCUUACCAUACUGUUCGCCCUCGUAGUGGUCGCUAGGCAACGUUCGCUGGACCGGCUUGCCUCCGAGAAAGUCCGCAGGCAGAUCGAGUCCAUCUAGCACAGUACAGUGAAGAGUCUAAUAGACCUCAGCAUAGUCGCUCAGCUCAUUUCAAACUCUUAAUGAACAGAGCCACCAUAUUUCAACAGCAUGGAGGUCUGGAGAACGGUAUAUCCGACAAUGGGCCAGGCUUACUGGAAAACGGUUUCUAAAUUUUGUUAUUGAAGAAAUGAAAAUGAAAUCAAGAUUGAGAAUGAAACUCCAGCCCUAAUUAUAACCCGCCAAAGGACAAAUGAUGAACAGUGUCUGGCGUUUUGUCAAUGGAAUUAUUAUCCCUAAAGGGAAUGGCUCUUCUGAGCAGUGAACUUGCGGUACUUUGAUCUAGACAAAGUCUGUGAAAUUGAUGAACGUUGGGAACUGGCUGCAUUCUAAGUAGAAGACAAUUGAUGGAUUCGUUCAAGCCACAUACAUGGUUCUUUAAUUACAUUUGAAUUUAUUUAUUUUUUGCCUGUUUACAGAAUUGUCUGACAAAUGCCAAACAAGUUUCUGGCACAUGUUUCUGUUCUCUGAGAGAACCAAGAAUAUAAUCUAGUGUCAAAUGCCCUUUCUCACUUGGAAACAUGGACUAAUAACUAGGUCUGUGACUCGAAUGGAUCAAAAAUCAGUCUUAUGGGGGCAUAAAUAAGAGUUUGUUCUUAACUAACUUGCCUAGUUAAAUAAAGGUUACAUUAAAAAAAAUUAGGGGAUGGGUUUGCAUAGUGUUACCGUGUACUGGAGUAUGAGUGUCAUGCUGCAAUGCUGUUUUCACCUUCGUGGGUUUCAUAUUUCCAAGUUUCAGUAUUGGUAUUCUACUGAAAGUAUACAAUCACUAUGUUGUGAAAUCUUGUGUGUUUGGAGAUUCCAUUGCAGACAUGGUUCUAAAUGCAAACACUAACAUUUGACUACUAGUGUUUUUGAUAGGCUAUAGAGUUUCCAAUAUACACGACACACAUUCAUUUUAAAAACUGUUGGAUUUCCA
Molecule: messenger RNA, 1619 nt
Organism: Oncorhynchus masou masou (cherry salmon)
Lineage: Eukaryota; Metazoa; Chordata; Actinopteri; Salmoniformes; Salmonidae
Product: protein JTB-like
Exons: 6
Coding region: 200-661 (153 amino acids)
Biological process (GO): mitotic cytokinesis
Cellular component (GO): centrosome; membrane; spindle
Source: RefSeq, a predicted model, not a curated record